CGUUUGGUGGCGACCCGUAUGUGGUUGGCCGUCGGUCGUUGAAUACGUUAGGCACGGGAAGCGGCAUAGAGAGGAUAGAGAGCAUAGAGAGAGAGCGAAUGGUGUGUUUGUGUAUGUGUAGUCGGUGUAGUAGCUGCGGUAAAGUACGUGUGUGUAAACUGUUCUGAAAAGCUGUGUGUAAUUAAUUUAUUCGCGUUCCGUUUGUCUGAUGCAGUAUUGUAGAUAGACUUUUCAUAGUUUCUUUUUCCUUGUUUGAAAUUCGAAUGUGAGAAUAUGACUGCGUCUGAUUGAAAUUGGUAUAUACUAUAUGGCUUGACAAGUGGAUUCUAUUGGAUUUAUGUAAUGCUCAGCAACUAAGGUUUGUGUGGUGCCAUACCUAAUAAUCUAAGUCCACAGUUUACACAUUCAGUUUGAGUUGGAAGACUGCUGUGUGACAUUAGAACAAAAGGAAUACACAUGUGAGGCAGGAGCGGCCGAGUCUGUUGCCUAGAUUACAGGGUGGUUGCAGAGACCAGCAUCGCCGAUCUGGGCCUCAGAAUGGGGAACAUGCAGAUGACAUCCCAUGCUCCUCCACUUGACAUUGGACUGUAGACAGGGCCAAGUGGAAUACGUUAUAAGUAUUCUCGUCCUGCUUUUCAGACCCUGAACUCACAGUUCUAUAGGAAUAGUAGAGUUGGCAUACGCUACAUUAGCAGGACCCUCACUGGCUCCUACUAUAUAACCAGAGGAAAGUGUGAUUCCUGAGAGCCCAAGACUGACUUAAGAAUUUACAGAAAAAAAAAGAACUAUGGAAACAGACGUUAGUCAAGAUUUUGAAGAUUACUGGAAUGAGUACAAAAUUUGUCAAGAGACAAAAUUGCUGGAUGAUUAUUUGGAAGAAGUUGAAGAUUAUGGGUCUCGAAGCUGUGAUGAGGGUGAACAGGAAGCUGACUGGCUUAGGUUAGCAGGCCUGUCUCAAUUAACAGGACCUUAUGAGCAGGGUCGUGAACUGCCUGAGAGUGAAUUGGAUCCUGUACUACGUUUCCUGCCGACCCACCAUGCUGAGGCAGUGCGACGUCGUGUCAAGACACUCAACUUGACAGUGCGGCAAAGAGGGCGCCAGCAACGCUCCCGGGCCCGGAAACCCGACAUCAGGGAUGUCUUUCGGGAUGUGGAGAAUUCAAGUACUGGCACAAGAUCCCGUAGUGCUACACCAGAUUCCCUAGACCUGGAUCAUCCAGGUACUGAAGAUGUUGGACCUCCCAGUCCUCCUUUACCAUGGUGUAUCCCCAGAGAUACAAAUAUUUUCAGCACUGGAUCUGGGCCCCAAGAAUGGGGAGGCAACUCUAGCUCUCCCACUACAAGCUAUAUUGUUUCAACUAGUCCAAGAAGUCACGAAGUUGUACUGGAGAGAGAUCACUUGUAUGGUAGCUACUCCAAAGAUCAAGUGCGUAGAGAGCCUAAUGGAUCAGCCAGUGCUUCUGAACUGUUCCGUCAAGUUGGUCACUGGACUGGUGGUAGCAACCGAGGUGAUGUUGCCUGUGACACUGAAGGCAUUCAAAUGGUGGGAUACCAGCGUCUCGGUACCAUCCAUUUACCUCGACCCCGAGAGAAGAUGCGUGCUGGUAGUGACCCUACAUCACCCACGUUGAUUGCCAGUAGUGUUCCAUCUUCCAAGAUGGCUGCAGCAGCCCUCAUUAGUAGUAAUGCUGCCAAACUGGCAGACAGAAAUAAGAAGUUGCUCAAAGAUCAUCAUGUGUCCAUUUCACGUAGCCACAGCAGUUUGUACAACCCUGACAAUGAUAUUGAUGCAAUAAACCAACAGAGAGCAGCAGCAAGGGCUGUUCUACGUCGGUCUGGGUCUCAGGGCCAUCUUGGUUUUGAGGAACUUCCCCAGAGACCUUUAUUUCCCAGCCAUGAAAACAUUACCAACAUUCAAGUCAAGCCUGGAGUGUCUAUAUAUUCAGAUCCUAGUCUAGUUGGAAGAACGUGGAUAGAGUUCUUGGGAGAAGGUGAUCUCCCAAAGCUGCAGCCACUUCUGCUUCUUGAGGCAACAGCUUUGCUAGAUGACAAUGGCAUCACAUUCCGGAAACGUAAACCACCAAGAAGGAAUCGGAAAGUAGUAGGUAAUGUGUUCGGUGUUUCUCUGGCAACACUGUUAGAACGGGACCAGUUGAUAACUGCAGAAGACUGCCAAGGUGUUCCUUUAAUCUUCCAGAAGGUGCUGCUUCACUUGGAGAGGCAUGGGCUACAGGAGGAAGGCAUUCUGCGUGUUGCAGGACUUCAGCAGAAGGUGACAUCUCUUUGCUCAAAACUGGAGGCUGUAUUCUAUAGUAGGCCAUUGGAAGAAGUAGACAGACUUCUUCAGCAGGCAACUUGUCAUGAUGUAGCUGCCGUUCUGAAACGCUUGCUGCGGGAUCUGCCCCAGCCUCUUCUAUCUGUCGAAUAUAUUGAUAUGUUCUACCAAACCCAUGCGUUGUCAGAUGAAACAACACGAGCACAUGCUCUCAACCUGUUGGUUCUUCUGUUGCCUGCGGAAUAUCGUAGUACUCUUCGUGCUGUCUUCAGGUUCCUAGCACGAGUAGUUCAGAACCAGAAGCACAACAAGAUGUCUCUUCAUAAUGUUGCAAUGAUAAUAGCACCAUCUUUAUUUAGACCUCAGUAUGUGCAUCCUACUGAUAAGGGAAACUUGAGAGCACAGGUUGAAAUGGCAGAAAUCUGUUGUCAGUUAACAGAACAGAUGUUGGAGUUUGGAGAAAAGUUGUGCAUUGUUCCAGAGUCUCUUGUGAGACAGAUUCGUCGUGCAAAUGAGGAAGAACACUACCGAAGAGGUACAAAGGAGAAUAGCAAACCUAUGAAAAGAUUGCUUGGACGAAGAGGUGCUGCCCGUGAGCCAAUUACUCGUAAGAUCAAUAAUGAAGUCGAUUUUCAAGAUGGUAUUGUACGAGUAAAUGCUCCACAGUUUCAGUUAGUGGAUGUUCCAGUACGUUUAUCAGAAAAUACCACAGCCGGUGAUGUUGUUUUAAGAAUCAUGGAGGAGGCCAGUAAAAGGUGUGAGAUGCUUGCAUCAGUGGGAUUUAAAGUGUCACGGCGUCCAUAUCAUGACAUGAAAUCACGUGCCCUGGCUGAGCUUGCACCAAAUGGUAACCUCAGUUGCAUUCUUGCUACAAGCUGCCCAGAGCUCUCCUUACAAACACAUUAUUUGUAUGAGGUUGGUGGAAAUAUUGGCCAACGUCAAAUAGAACACAGUGCCAUUUUGUUGGCUGUGUACAAGGAGAAUCCCAAUGCCCAGUGGCUGCUUCGUUGCCACCAUCGCAAUGCUAACAAUGCACCUGCUGCUUCAUGAUACUGGUAACUCCUCUGAGUUAUUGUAUUGUACAAAUGUUAAACCUGCAAGCCAUAAUCUUAAAAUAAGGAAUAGUAUAGUGUGUGUUCAUUGGAAAUUAACAACAAAUAUUAAAGUGCUGUAAUCCUAAGUUUAUACUGAAAAGAUGUGAGAGAGACUUUAUACCCAAGUUACUUCUGUAUGCAUGAUUUUUGUAAUCUAUAUAAGCAGGCUUUGAAAAAUAGUCUGGUUUUAAUAAGAUCGCAACUGAUAUUUAAUUCAUUAACCUUUAAUGUACGGACCUUUAAAUUGCCAGCAGCCCUCUGCGGCCAGAAUUUAAAUGGCCAUUGCAGACUUUCAGAAAAAAACUACAUAUUUUGCAACAUAGAAAUAUGAACUAUCUUAUGAAAUUCCAAAGGACUUGCCCAUAGUUUUUUCUUCAAUCUUGAGACAUAGUGAUUUUGUAAAUACUGUAUACAAUAAUAUUUUAAUCAGACUGUAUGCAAGUUUGGACCGCGACACUUCACAGUUUACGAUACCUCACACUCUGAUGUGCGUGUGCCACAUCUCGAAGUAGUCCACGACACAGCCCAACAUCACAUUUUUUACAAUACAAAAGGGUCCUCCUGCUUUUCUUAUUUAGUGAAUGCACACGACGUCUUUGUUUCCCUUUGGUUGGCCAGUGUUGUGAAUGUUUCACCUCCAGUCGACUUGGUUGGGCCCCAGAUGAACUUAGCCUCCCCUGAGAAAUGCUACUGACCUUGAUAUUCGCCUAGUGCGAUUGAAGACUCAAAUCCCGCACUAGGAUUUCGCGGAAUGUGUUAUGUGUCAUUUUUCCACCACAUGACUUGUGUAAUACAUAGGCAUUGAGAAUGGUCAUAUCUAGAAGGUAAAAAAGAAGUAAAGGUAUCCCUGUAACAGGCCAUGGAGGCACAUAGGGUUGUGGGAUGUUAAGGUUCCCACAUU
Molecule: messenger RNA, 4270 nt
Organism: Cryptotermes secundus
Lineage: Eukaryota; Metazoa; Arthropoda; Insecta; Blattodea; Kalotermitidae
Gene: conu
Product: rho GTPase-activating protein conundrum
Exons: 16
Coding region: 788-3325 (845 amino acids)
Biological process (GO): signal transduction; regulation of small GTPase mediated signal transduction; regulation of actin filament polymerization
Cellular component (GO): cytoplasm
Molecular function (GO): GTPase activator activity
Source: RefSeq, a predicted model, not a curated record